Molecule: messenger RNA, 2069 nt
Organism: Acanthoscelides obtectus
Lineage: Eukaryota; Metazoa; Arthropoda; Insecta; Coleoptera; Chrysomelidae
Source: the annotation of a GenBank genome assembly
GUGAUACAACAUAUUAUUACUCUAUAUUCACAAUUCACUUUAAAUCCUUGAAAUAUGGAAGACCAGAAAUAGAACCAGCCUCCCGGGCUGGUGCUAGAAAUUUAGAAUCAGGUUUUAACAAUGACGUCAUUUUUAUGAACAGAAUAAAUUUGGAUAUAAAUUGGUCGCUUUCGAAUUAGAAGCGCCACAAUAAAAUGCUUGUAGACUGACACAUUCUGCCGUACUUGACAGAAGAUUGACAACCAAAUAGAUACCUGUUCGAAUAUUUAGCUCUCCCAUAAUGGAACAUCAACGUGAACCUGAACAUCGACAGGAACAUCAUCAUCAUCACCACCACCACCGUCACCACGAAUCUUAUCAGCACACCCACACAUUCAAACGGCAACUUCGUGAUACCGGUACCGUAGGUCCAGUUUAUGCUGCCUCUAUGGCUGUAUGCGUAGGAGCGACCGCUUCUGGAACGGCGCUGUCCUGGACCUCCAACUUGACCAGCGACUGGCGCACCGGGGACUUGAACGACAUCAUCAUCGAUAAGGAUCAGAUGAAGUGGAUCAGCCAGUUUCAGAGUCUAGGAGGCAUGGUAUCCUGCAUACCAACAGGACUCCUAAACGACUACAUCGGCCGAAAACCGACAUUGAUGGUAGCGACUAUACCGUUCUACAUAGGCUGGGCCUCGAUGGUAUACGGACAGCACAUAACGUUCCUGUACAUCGGAAGAUUCUUCUGUGGCGUCGGGUCUGGAAUGUUUAACGUCACUUGUCCACUAUAUGUAGCUGAAAUAUCACCUGUCGCAGUCAGGGGACGAACCACCACUUCAUUUUUUGUAUUUUACGGUUUCGGAAUGCUCUACGCUAACUUUUUUGGAUACGUACUCCCGAUAAAGCUGUUCAUCUUUGCCUGUGCAGCAAUCCCGUUCAUGUUCAAUUCGAUGUUCUUCUUCCAACCGAAGUCGCCAGUUCACAACAUCCAGAUGGGAAAGAUUCAGGAAAGCCAGGAAGUGCUGCGUAAGCUAAGAGGCUCAAGGUACGACUUAUGGCCUGAAAUCCGAACGAUCCAGCUGGAACUAUCCAGAGGGUACUACAGAAAUCACUUUUGGGAUAUGUUCAAGGAGAAGGCAGUCCGCAAAGCAUGUUACAUGGGUCUCAGCCUAGUGGCUUUGAAGCAACUUUCUGGGGUCACCAGAUCCCAUUUUUACACCAAGGAAAUCGUUUCUGGUGUAGAAUGGAUCGACAAGUACUGGGGUGCCUGCAUCACAGGUGUUGCACAGUUACUUUUCGCACUAAUUCCCGUACUGGUGUGUGACAAAGUGGGACGAAAGUUUCUUUUAUUUGUGUCGUUCUCCACCAUGGCACUGUCAGCAGCCGCUCUUGGAGUAUAUUAUACCCUGAAAGAACGGGAAGUAAUUACUAAAGAGCAAUUGGCUACGAUAUCGUGGGCACCAGUAGUGGCUUUGGCCUUGUAUUUAGGCGGAUAUUCUGUAGGCGUCGCUUCUAUCUCUUACUCUUACCCAGUAGAGAUAUUACCAGCUGAUAUAAGAGCUAGACUAAACAGUGGUUUCGUAGCUUUCAACUACUUCAAUGCUUUCUUUUGUACUACAUUUUAUAAAGUGGUACAAGCUAGAUUCGGCAACGAUACAGUAUUCUAUAUAUGUGGUUUAUGGGCUAGUUUAGGAGCAUUACUUUCUGUAUUUUGGUAUCCAGAAACCAAAAAUAAAACUUCGUACGAGGUGUUUGCCCAAAUGGAAGGCAGGGAUGUGAGUCAUGACAUCAAAUCGAAGCGGAAGAUAGUGAUGCAUAAUGUACCGGCAGAAGAGAAAGGCUAUGAGAAAGAAACGUUUCCUAACUGAAAUGCCUUGUUUUUUACCCUAUAGCUUUGUUGUAACUUCAAAAUAAUUACAUUCAUUGUUUACCCUACUAAUUUAAUAUGGUUUUAUUAGUUUACUAGCCAGAAUAAAGCAGACAAGUAUGCUCCACGCAGAGUUUAACGUAUAUAUUAUCAGAAAGUAUAUAUUGCGGUACCUUCGUGUAAAAGUUACCUUGCUGGACCUGAAUUGUGUGACUCACUAAAGC